Messenger RNA from Entelurus aequoreus (snake pipefish), 1091 nucleotides. RefSeq names its product TLC domain containing 5a (gene tlcd5a). NCBI's taxonomy places the organism in Eukaryota, Metazoa, Chordata, Actinopteri, Syngnathiformes, Syngnathidae. Gene Ontology annotation, cellular component: membrane. The coding region runs from base 328 to 1044 and encodes 238 amino acids. The record is from RefSeq and is a predicted model, not a curated record. The transcript is spliced from 3 exons.
ACCACAGGGGGUCGCUGUCUGACACGAAGCUGCAGCAUCGUAUUUUAAAGGCGUCUCGGAGGAGUCGAGCAGGUCGUUUUGCCGGUGAAAAUGGAACAAAGCCGCACAAUUGUGAGCGUUAAAGUAUGAUUUCAGACAAACGUCGUGCUUUGUAGGGUUUUUUUUUGUGAUGUGCAUAAACAACGAGGUAGGUGAAAAGAGUGACGAACAAGGCUUUGAUAGACGUUUAACAAGGCGCCAUAUGGAGAACAACAACAACGACUACAUUUGACUCGGUAUCGGACACAACGUUAACAUCCACAUGUGCGUCGUCAAGAGGAGGACGAGAUGAUGUUGGUCAGCGCCCUCCUGAGCCUCGCCGGGUGGGUGUCCCUCUACUUCGCCCUGUGUCGCGUCAACGGGCGCCGCAGCUCCGAGUGGAACUGUCGCCUCGUCACCUUGUUGCAUGGGAUUCUUGCCGUCUGCGUCACGGCGUACAUCGGCCACGUGGACGGACCGUGGCCCUUCACACAUCCAGGUACAAAGAACACACCUCUGCAGAUAAACGCCCUGAUGCUGAGCCUGGGCUACUUCAUUUUCGACAUGGCCUGGUGCGUCCACUUCCGCACCGAGGGGGCCGUGAUGCUGGCCCACCACACGGUGAGCAUCCUGGGCAUCCUGCUGACCCUGUGGCUGGGGGAGUCGGGCAUCGAAGGCUGCGCCGUGCUCUUCGGCAGCGAGAUCACCAACCCCCUCCUGCAGGCGCGCUGGUUCCUCAAGCAGACGGGCCGCUACGGGACGCCGCUGGCCGACGCCGUGGACGUCCUGUUUGUGCUGCUCUUUGUGCUGAUGCGAGUCUUCGUGGGAGGGACAAUGCUGUACUGUGAGCUGAUCUCUCCGAGGCCCAGAUUCUUCAUCAAGUGCGGGGGAGUGGCCAUGUACGCGCUUUCCUGGGUCUUUAUGGUGGACAUUGUUCGCUUUGCCGUCCGCAAGAGCAGGACUUGGCGCCAGCGGCGGCGUGAGCAACAGGAGGCGACUAAUGACGAUAAAGGCAAAAAGGACUGAUGAGUCAUACUUUUAGCAAAUACUUUUCAUCUAUGAAACUGAGAUGC